CCGCGGGUAAGCAACCGCGUGAAAGCUACCACAUCGCCGCAGAUUUGCAGAUCUCCCACCUCGCACAUAUUCAGAGGGACUGGCAUCUACGACGGGGCUUUGAACGGAACAGGGAAGGAAUCAGGAACAUUGGCUCGGUUCAGAGCCUAUCUAGCUGCAUUUCGGCGGCCAUUAUCAGAGGGCCGUUGACGGGGAGUUGCAAUUUACUGAGGAUGGAGGCUUCUGGUGGCGAACAAAUCCAUUGGUUCUGAUGGACAGAGCUAUGGAGAAGGAUGAAGUGGAGAGAAGCCAUGGAGCAAAGAAAGCGCCGCCUCAUAUGUGGAGCCAAUGGCAACUGCUCGAUUCCCUUCUUCCCACCGGCGGAUUCGCUCAUUCCUCCGGCCUCGAGGCCGCAAUUCAAGCAGGUUUGGUUUCCGGGCCGGAAGAUCUGAAAACGUACUCGAUCCACGUCCUGGAGAACACCGCAAGCCUUCUCCUCCCUUUCGUCCACUCCGCCGCCGUAUCUCCGGACAUCGACACAUGGAACAAGCUCGACGCCACGCUCCACGCGAUGAUGACGAACGAUGUGAGCCGGAAGGCGUCGAUGUCGCAGGGAUCGGCCCUGAUGAGAGUCGCGUCCUCUGUUUUCUCCGAAAUCCCGGAGAUGAAGAAGAUGAGGGACGCGUCGCUGGGCAGAUCGAGCUUCCACCACGCGCCGGUCUUCGGCCUGGUCUGCGGCCUUCUCGGAUUGGACGCGGAAACUUCUCAGAAGGGUUACAUGUAUGUAACAUCGAGAGAUGUCGUGUCGGCUGCGACAAGGUUGAAUCUCGUCGGACCCAUUGGCGCCGCAGUUCUUCUGCAUCAGAUCGCAUUGAUCUCCGACGAUCUGUUGAGAAAAUGGAUGAACAAGGGCGUUGAAGAUGCUUGCCAGACUUGCCCUUUGGUCGAUACCAUCCAGGCCUGCCAUGGAUACUUGUUUUCCAGGCUCUUUUGCUCCUAAAUCACUGCAAUAAUGCAGAGCAUUUAUCACCAUUGUCUACUAGGGAGAAUGUUGGUUUAAAUAAUUUUGAAUCUGUACACAAACAAUAAUCGUUUUGUUUUUACAGACUAUUAUCGUUUGUAUAUGUCUAAUCAUAUGUAAUUGUCAUUUGUGGGAUACCUGUUGUAGAUUUCUAGCAUUUUUAAAUUUUGAUUCCUUUCUCAUUAUUUUGUAUGGGUACCUGGUAGUACGUAGUCAUUUGUGGGGGUACCGGUAGUACUUAUUAGUCACUUGUUUACAAUUACUACAGAUUUUGAUUUCUUUGAAUGGUUCUGUGCUAUCAGAUGGUUAGCAUAAAUAUCUCUCUACUUA
Messenger RNA from Cuscuta campestris, 1330 nucleotides. The record is from the annotation of a GenBank genome assembly. NCBI's taxonomy places the organism in Eukaryota, Viridiplantae, Streptophyta, Magnoliopsida, Solanales, Convolvulaceae.